AUGAUUCUCCAGAGAGGAGUCAAGUCCUCGAGGUCGUGAAUUGCGUCGAUGUUGCGACGAGAUCGAUCGAUCGAACUCUUUGGAGGUUUUGACGAGGUUUGAUCGCUAGCGUCAGCGAUUUGCAUGGAAAGGAAGCAGCGGGAAAGGUCUAGGGGAAGAGCGAAUGUGAUGUUCCUCGUGUGCGGCAGGAGCAAAUUGUGGAGAUGAGUGGAAACAUGGCAGAGCACGAAGUGGAGGAGGGAUGGCGAGGAAGUCCUGUGUCGGGCAGUAAUGAAGUAGGCAAUGCAGCUGCAUCCGUGCAGUGGGUGACUGUAGAUGGGCCGAUCGGAGUACAGCAAGAAGAGGCGCUGAAGCUGGCUCGCAAUUUCUUCUACGCAGGGUUCUGCCUUUUGCCCUGGCUGUGGUUUGUCAAUUGCUUCUACUUUUGGCCCGUUCUUCGGCAACGGCAAUCGGAUCCUCUUAUCCGCCCAUAUGUCUUGUGGUCUGGAGUUGGAUGUCUUACGAUGACAAGCGUCCUGCUGGCCUGGUCCCUUACGUUUGCCAUCGGCGGUGAGAACAUUUUUGGAGCCGCAUGGAAGCACUUUGCUGUAUAUGACCUCGCCGACAAGUACGCAAUGGGAUUUGCGUAGAGUGGAAGUUUUGCAUCACCCGUUUCACAUUCACUUUUGAAAUCAGACAAAAUACAGGCCGAAAUUUCUCUGUUUUCUGUACAUAAUUGCUUCACAGACGUAACAAACGCAGCUCCUCUGAAUCAGAAAGAUUAGUUAGAUGGUGACUUUCAGUCUCAUUGAGUUUCUAGGUUUUCCUUUUUAUUUAAGAGGUAUGUGUAGGAGCACAAUCCUCUGAAAGAUCUGUUUUGACGGAUUUCGCAUUUCAUCAAGUGCCCUUGAUUCUCUGCCUCACUGUCUAUAGAUUCGAAUAUUUAGCUGCAAUGACGUGACUGCAAAGCGAGGAAGCAGCACUGCCCAGGGCCUAAUGAAAUUGGAUAAAUUUCUCUCUGGCUGCUCCUUGUAUGCUUUUCCGGCCUAGCCAUUUUUGUCCACUUUCUGUGAAGCAGGUGUGUCAGGCGAGCAAACAAGUCUUCGUUUGAUGGAUGGAAGACGACUAAAGGUUCUGCUAGCCUAUCUCAUUCUUCCUCGACAAAGUGGGAAGGCGGUUCUGAAUGUUCUGCAGUAUACUUCUCAAAGAAGGAGGGUGUUAUCCUCCGUGCGAUGGUUUAAAUAUGGUGUGCUCGUGUUUUAAGCCCGUUACUGAAUAUUAUGCUUCUUUAGCACGCAAUUGUUGAGCUGCUCUUGAACGAUGGACAGUAUGCAUGUUCCUGAGAAACAUCAUCUGCUCGAUUCUUCCGGUGUUUUUAACGUGGUAAUGCGACCAGGUAAUGGUGUCAGGAGUCCGCCCUACUGUAUUUAUGGCAGAUGUUGUGGGAUGAUCUAUCACGCCGACUUCAUGUGCCUCAGCAGCUAUGAGUACCGUAACCUACCUAUUUGGUUUUGAUGUGGUAACGGGAAUUUUAGACCGUCUGUCCUUGUCAUUCGCUGCUUCAUGACUCUUCGCGCUAUACGCCAAUGUGCAUACAGACAGUGAAAUAUGUGCUAUGCAAACAAAUAGAGCAAAAGUGAAAAACACUUUUUGCUCUUCAAGAGCGUUCUCUCAUCAGUUACCGAGAGAAUUUUGUUGAUGUUAGCUGGAACGGAAAUUGCAGAUAGUAUUUGGAACCGGAAUUGGUCUUCGUUUUAACAAUGAUGUCCUUUUCCUGAUCUUUCAUGAUUGUCGUGAACGCAUCCUUCUCCAGAUCGUUGCAAGGUUGUUCAUGAAGCAUCUAGUUCGUCAAUCAUUCUUCAGGUAAUACAUGUUCUCCGUUACUUCCCCGUUCUUAUACCUUUCUAUAAUAUUAAAACAUCCGACCAUUAGUAAAUGGACUGCUAGUUAGCACCUAAGACAUGUCAGUGUUUUUUCACAGUAUACGCACUGUAACUAACACAGGUGGAUGAUGAGGCUAUACUUUGCUUUGACUUGCUGUCGUG
This is a messenger RNA of Marchantia polymorpha subsp. ruderalis, 2024 nucleotides long. The record is from the annotation of a GenBank genome assembly. NCBI's taxonomy places the organism in Eukaryota, Viridiplantae, Streptophyta, Marchantiopsida, Marchantiales, Marchantiaceae.